Messenger RNA from Sparassis crispa, 399 nucleotides. Its product is annotated as Cytochrome b5. Gene Ontology annotation, molecular function: heme binding. The record is from RefSeq and is a predicted model, not a curated record. Bases 1 to 399 code for a protein of 132 amino acids. The transcript has 6 exons. Gene Ontology annotation, cellular component: intracellular membrane-bounded organelle; endoplasmic reticulum membrane. NCBI's taxonomy places the organism in Eukaryota, Fungi, Basidiomycota, Agaricomycetes, Polyporales, Sparassidaceae.
AUGGCCGAGAAAAUCAUCACCUACGCCGAUCUCAAGGCUCACUCUACAAAGGACGGCGUCUACGUCCUCCUCCAUGAGAAGGUGUACGAUGCUACCAAGUUCAUCGACGAGCAUCCUGGAGGGGAUGAAGUGAUUUUAGCAGAGGCAGGCAAAGAUGCUACCGAGGCGUUUGAAGAUGUCGGCCAUUCGGAUGAAGCGCGUCAGAUUUUGCAGGGUCUGUACAUAGGCGAAUUCGAGAAGAACAGCGAGCUGAAGACUAAAGGCCCAGCGGCAUACUCAUCCUCAAACGGCGCUGUCAAUACCGCGGUCCAGCAAGGAUCAAACAUGAUGUACUUUGUUCCACUUGCAGUGCUCGGGGUGUACUUUGCUUGGCGUUACUAUUCCAGCGGUUCACUAUAG